Colletotrichum godetiae is the source of this 1357-nucleotide messenger RNA. RefSeq lists its product as uncharacterized. The record is from RefSeq and is a predicted model, not a curated record. The coding region runs from base 263 to 1009 and encodes 248 amino acids. The transcript has a single exon. Lineage: Eukaryota; Fungi; Ascomycota; Sordariomycetes; Glomerellales; Glomerellaceae.
GCUGAUCGCCAACAGGCCCACCUACUUGUAUGGAUAUACCUAUGGCUACGGUCGACAAAGACCGCGAGGCUGUCAGCACGGCAUUUCAACGUCGUCCAGCUCCCUCACUCGCGUCUUCGUUGGACUCCUCUGCCCUUGUCUUGACUCUUCGCUCUGCGUUUUCACCAACUUCAUCCUUCUCCUCCAUUUCUCGGCCAUACCACCACCGGCUUUCUUCAACAAUCACCUCAUCAUACCAAAUCAGACUCCAGUCUCAAACCUAAUGAUGAAGCCGGCCGUGCUCGCGAUUCUAGGCGCCUCCGCGGCAGUCGCCUCGGACUCCACCAUCACCCUCGUGGCCCGACAGGCGACGACCGGGCCCUCAUCCGCCUCCAUGUCUUCGCCGCCCUUGACGUCGAUGGAGCCCUCAUUGACACCGACAUCGACGUACCGCGACCCGUGGCAGUGCGCAACGCAGAACCUCUCGCAGUACUUUGACGUGCCCAAGCCCUCGGGCACGCUGAGCGCCGCCAUAGAAGGGUACAUUGACGAGCUCGUAGAGCCCUGCUUCGAGACGGCUACGGGCGCCGACCUGUUCAACUGCCGCGUCACCGAGUCGUCACAGCUCUGCGGCUUCACCACCUACGCGUCCGCGACGGCGAACCCGGCCCUGAUUACGGCUUUUGCGUCGUACGAGAGCGCCGCCGCCUCGUUUUGGCGCAGCAACAGCGAGAGCGUGAGCUCGCUUUCGGUUGAGUGCGCAUCGGCCUGGGACCACUUUGGCGAGCUCAACCACGCCUGGUUGAAUCAGACUAUCGCCUACGCCAGCUGCGUACUGAAGGAUUUGCCUCCCGUCAGCAGCACCACCGGUUCGUCGUCUUCGGGGUCCGGAUCGGCUACCGCCCCUGGCACGGGGGUCACCGGGGCGACGAGCAGCGUGACGAACACGGCUGGGUUGGCGAAGAAGACGGAUUUGUGGAUGCUUGCUGGCACUGGUGUUAUUGUCGGGGCUGCUAAUGCCUUUGCAUGAGAGGUGGACAGUUCAAAUGUUAGAUAUGGUUGAGAUCACUACGUGUUGUGUCUAUUUCUUUAUUUCUACAUCUGUUUUUGUUGGGGUUUUGCAUGUGUCAGAAAAGGACUUGAUCAGACAGAUGCUUAUUAUCCUUCCUCCUUACAUAUUAAGCCAGAACACAUGAAAUUACUCAGGUGUUUGUUGUUUGAUUAUUGUAGGUACUGCAAGCGCUUGGGAAAGCUCGCCCUUUGUGGAUAUCUCUGUACAGAAUUGCCCUUUAGUGUAUGCUAGCUCGUACGCAUCUCUUGAAGUUCACCCCUGCAUCAGGACCCUUUAAUCGCGUAGAGCUUUUGCUGAAAAAGGCAC